AUGUCAAAAAAAAAAAAGAAUUCUAAAAAGAAGAAUAUUCAAAAAUAUAUUAAUCCUAAAAUUGUGACAAUCAUUUUAUUAUGUUCGUGUUAUUUUUUUUACAAUGUAUUCGGUAUUGUAUAUAUAAUAAUUGUUUUAAUUACAACCAUAUUUUUAAAUUUAGGUAAUAAUAAUGAUAAUGGUAUAAGUGCCUAUUCUAUAUUUAAUAAAGGAAAAAAGUAUUUAAUUGGUGAUUUAAGAAUGAAUCAAAUUGAAAAGGAAUUUAGAAAUAGCAAAUUUAAAAAUGAUGAUAGUGAUGAUAAUUUUUUAAGAUUUGAUGAUAUUGACAAAAACAAGGUUUAUAUUAAAGGAUCAUCAAAAUAUAAUAACAAAUUAUGUACUUGUGGUUCAAAGAAAAAAUUUAAAAAAUGCUGUGGUACUAUAAAAAAUAAUUCAUCUGAUUUUUGA
This is a messenger RNA of Plasmodium gallinaceum, 447 nucleotides long. RefSeq names its product conserved Plasmodium protein, unknown function. The transcript has a single exon. The record is from RefSeq and is a predicted model, not a curated record. NCBI's taxonomy places the organism in Eukaryota, Apicomplexa, Aconoidasida, Haemosporida, Plasmodiidae. The coding region runs from base 1 to 447 and encodes 148 amino acids.